Messenger RNA from Suillus bovinus, 1011 nucleotides. RefSeq lists its product as uncharacterized. The transcript has a single exon. The annotation marks the transcript as partial. Lineage: Eukaryota; Fungi; Basidiomycota; Agaricomycetes; Boletales; Suillaceae. The record is from RefSeq and is a predicted model, not a curated record.
GUCCCGAUGCACAAAAUCCCCAACAUCCCCUUGGGCAAGGUUCAACAACGGCACGUUGUGAGGCUUUACUUACCACGGCUCUACAAUGCAGACUGGCAAGUCGGCCAAUUGGCUCCGGACAAAUUGGCUCAAAUAUAUGACCGCUGCCUCCGUCCUACGAUGAUGGAAGCUGUACCCGAGUCUUGCGACAAAUGGCCGACCAGUUAUGCAACCGCAUACGCACAGUCCAGGACUCGCACCGGGUCACUCACUUUCAGCAGCGCGGACAUUCCCUGGUAUAGGUUAGAUCAUGUUGCGACGACUCUGAUAGCUAAACUUGCAGAUCUGGGGCCUGCGUUCAGGGACGCCUAUUUUGGGCACGAGUUGAGAGGAACGAAAGGUGCUACCAUACACAACGGGAGGGAUGAGGAUGAGCGACGCCUCGCAAUGGAAGAGUUAUUUGAGCAUGUCGAUGUCGACAGCCUGAACGCUGAGCAAUGGCACGUGGAUGUCGGACUUACGAUCAGCGUACCAGGCCACAUCGUCACAUGGCGCGAAUCUUCUCACCACGAGCUCUUGAGCCACCUGAUGCCUGCCGCAUCUGCACAGCAGAUCUCUCGCCUGAUCAAUAAUAAGGCGCGGUUUCAUCUGGACCGCACAUUGCAGAUCAAGGAAUUUGCCGGCUUUCGUGCAACUACCGCCCGUUGUGCAGGUGCAUCCGGCCUAUCAUAUGUGCAGGCGUAUUGCACCGAGAAGAACGUGACGUACUCUCUAAACCCAGGGGUGUUCCGUCGACGUCAGGCUCAAGAGCUUCUGCAGAAGGAGACCGAAGACAGGAUACUGAAAGACAUGGAUGUAAUGAGUAAUAUAUUUUUUGAAUGCGCUGGUGAAGGGGAUGUGGAAGGUCGCGAUGGCUGCGCCCGCUUGGAGAUUCGGGUUCCGUUGGCCGAUGCCAUGAACUCAUUGUAUACCCUCCCCGAGGAGCUUAUUCAGCGCUCUGUUAUCGCUAUUGACAGAAGAGUAUGGUGGUAA